AUGUGUGUCAAACUAAAAAAACGUUUUAUUUUAAAAGAAAACAUUGUUUCAACCCCCUCAAAUAAAUUUUCGCCGAAUCGAUGCCAGGUAAUACUAAUAUUCGAUGGGAUUUGGCCUGCAGAAACAACGGUUCGAAGUUUUAGAUUUUUAAAUUCAAUUUUUCGUUUGUUCAAUCUCACCAUACUGGUUUUAUUAACAUUGAUUAUGUCAGCCGAUGCAAUUGCUAACAUCAAUGAGAUAUCACUCAUUACAGAUAACUUAUGUUUUUUGAUCGGAUGUUUCGAAACACUAGCGAAGGGGUUUAAAUGUUGCAUUGAAUAUAAAAACAUCAAGAAACUGAUAAACGAUAUUUAUGAACCGAUUGAUAUAAUUAAGAAGAAAAACAAUGUUGAAAUUAUGAAAUGGAUUACCGAGAUAGCGGAUUUUGAAAAUCGACAAUUUUUCACAGUUUUUGGAAUGGUUAUUCUAUUAGCAUCAGCACGAAUUUUUAGUGCUGACAUUAAAAACAGAGAAUUUCCAGUACGUAUUUUUGUUCCAUUUGAUGCGUCAGAGCCACCUUAUUAUCAUUUAAUGUAUGUCGCAAUAUCUUAUGGUAUUUUAAUUGUCAACUACUCACUUUUCGGAGUUGAUAUAAUGGUCAUUGUAAUAAUGAGAUAUCUGACUGUCCAAUUAGAAAUAUUAAAAGCAAAUUGCAGACAUUGUCGCAGUGAUCCAAUUAAACGUGCUAUUAAUCUGUCAUCAGAUCAGAAUUCAAAACUAUUUGAGCGUAGCGCAAUAACAAACGCUCUCAUUGAUAGUGAUAAUAAUGAAGACAUCGAACUAAAGGAGUUCGUAAUGUUCGAAGUGCAAGAGAAGAAUGUGUAUGACGAAGAUACUUUUGAUUGGAGGUUUAAACACUGUGUUACACAGCAUCAGAAAAUAAUUAAUAUGUUAAAUGUAGUCAACAACUGCUUCAGUUUUUGUGCAGUUGUCCAAAUCACAACCAGCACUAUAUUAGUAUGUUUGAAUGGAUUUCAAAUACUUUUAAGUUAUGGAAAUCUUUAUCUGUUAAUCAGAAGAAUUUUGGCAAUCAUAGUUUUUCUCUUUAAACUAUUUGUUUGGUGCUGGUAUGGGAAUAAAAUGAGCGCAGCAGCAGAGUCAUUGACGAGCAAUUUGUGGAUGUGCGGUUGGGAAAAUGAACACAAGCAUGGAAUACGUAAUACCGUAUCAAUACCAAUGAUACUGUCGUUACGGUCAUUAGAACUUCGUGCAGUUGGUGUUGUUCCUUUGUCAUUACAAACAUUUGUUUCUGCUCUUAAAACGUCAUACUCAGUGUUAGUACUCCUACUUACCGUUGCUAAGGAUCAGUAAUCUAUUCAUUCAUACUUUGUACAAACGUGACACUAAAACCAUUUUAUGAGACUUGUAUGAAAAUAAUUGCACACCUCGAAUACGAGGCAGAGACGUUGGGCUUUACUAUCGACCUGUCAAGAUCAAGUGACUUGUAUUAAAUUGUUUGUUAUUUUUAUAUUCCACGAACAUGUUAUGAAAAGCACAUUAAUAUUAAGAGAAAAUACUAAUUAACAAGGUUGAUGUUCUUAUUGAGUGGUGGGAUACGCAUGAUUGUAAAGAAAAAAGUAUUAUCAUCACUAUUUUUUAGCCCGUAGUACAAAAAUAGUGUGUGAACAAGGUAUCUCUACAAUGACGUAAGAAAUUAAUGUAAUCUUUUUUUACUAUCGUCAGAAUCAUACAGCAUCGGUUUCUUUAAAAAAUUAUUUCGUCAUUUGACGGGGUUGUUAGAGAUUUAGAAUUGAUGAAAAAUGAUUAUACGUUACAAUCGAUCAAUAAAGUAUAAUAAAAGUAAUGAAAAAAAUUUUUUUUCCAAAAAUUUUAUU
Microplitis demolitor is the source of this 1874-nucleotide messenger RNA. RefSeq names its product odorant receptor 83a-like. The record is from RefSeq and is a predicted model, not a curated record. The transcript is spliced from 7 exons. The coding region runs from base 1 to 1350 and encodes 449 amino acids. Gene Ontology annotation, cellular component: plasma membrane. Lineage: Eukaryota; Metazoa; Arthropoda; Insecta; Hymenoptera; Braconidae. Gene Ontology annotation, molecular function: odorant binding; olfactory receptor activity. Gene Ontology annotation, biological process: sensory perception of smell; detection of chemical stimulus involved in sensory perception of smell.